Messenger RNA from Chroicocephalus ridibundus (black-headed gull), 3556 nucleotides. RefSeq names its product GATA zinc finger domain containing 2B (gene GATAD2B). The coding region runs from base 225 to 2000 and encodes 591 amino acids. The transcript is spliced from 11 exons. Gene Ontology annotation, cellular component: NuRD complex. Gene Ontology annotation, biological process: negative regulation of transcription by RNA polymerase II. Gene Ontology annotation, molecular function: zinc ion binding; sequence-specific DNA binding. NCBI's taxonomy places the organism in Eukaryota, Metazoa, Chordata, Aves, Charadriiformes, Laridae. The record is from RefSeq and is a predicted model, not a curated record.
GGAAGCUCCACCUGAAGCCAGCGUGGAGGAGCAGAGGUGCCCAAGGUUCGGCUGCUUUGGCCUCGUCUUUCGACUCGGAGCACACAGACCUUAUUAACGAGCCCCUGCGAGCUGCUGGCGUGCGGAGCGAAACAAGCUAUCGGUGGUUUUGAGACGGCCACGUCUUAAUUCUGACUUAUUUCCUGGUUGUUUGUUAUCAUCCCCAGCCCCGGUCUGCGCAUCGGAUGGACAGAAUGACGGAGGAUGCUCUGCGCCUGAACCUCUUGAAACGGAGCUUGGACCAAGCAGAUGACCGGGAUGAUGUCCUGGCAAAGAGAUUGAAAAUGGAAGGACAUGAGGCGAUGGAGCGCCUGAAGAUGCUGGCACUGCUGAAGAGGAAAGACCUCUCGGGCAUCGAGGUGCCCCACGAGCUCCCGGUGAAGCAGGAUGGUGUGAAAGUCUAUGAAGAAAAGCUGAAUGGGAGCCUUAGGCCCCAUGGGGAUGGCAGGACUGCAGGGAGGCCAGGGAAGGAAAACAUUAACGAUGAGCCGGUGGAUAUGAGCGCGAGGAGAAGUGACCAGGACAGGGGACGAUUAACCCCUUCGCCGGAUAUAAUUGUCCUCUCCGAUAAUGAAGCGUCCAGUCCCCGCUCCAGCUCUCGCAUGGAGGAAAGACUUAAGGCAGCAAAUCUUGAAAUGUUUAAGGGUAAAAGCAUAGAGGAGCGACAGCAGCUGAUCAAGCAGCUUCGGGAUGAGCUACGGCUGGAGGAGGCCAGGCUUGUGUUGCUGAAGAAACUGAGGCAAAGUCAGCUGCAAAAGGAGAAUGUGGUACAGAAGACUCCGGUUGUCCAGAAUGCGGCGUCUAUUGUCCAGCCAUCUCCUGCUCACGUGGGACAGCAGGGACUGUCCAAGCUUCCCUCCAGGCCUGGAGCUCAGGGGGUUGAGCCUCAGAACUUAAGGACAUUACAGGGUCACAGUGUCAUUAGGUCUGCCACAAACACGACUCUGCCCCAUAUGCUUAUGUCGCAGCGUGUGAUCGCUCCAAACCCUGCCCAGUUACAAGGGCAGCGGGUUCCUCCUAAGCCUGGCCUCAUCCGCACUACAACUCCGAGCAUGAAUCCAGCCAUCAACUACCAACCGCAAUCAAGUUCUUCUGUUCCUUGCCAGCGUACGUCGUCUUCAGCCAUCUAUAUGAACCUUGCCUCUCACAUCCAGCCUGGCACCGUCAACAGAGUGUCGUCUCCGCUCCCCAGCCCCAGUGCUCUGAAUGAUGCCGCCAACUCCCAGGCAGCCGCCAAGCUUGCCCUCCGCAAGCAGCUGGAAAAGACGCUGCUGGAGAUCCCACCCCCCAAACCACCCGCUCCCCUCCUGCAUUUCUUGCCCAGCGCAGCCAACAGCGAGUUCAUCUACAUGGUGGGGCUGGAGGAGGUGGUGCAGAGCGUCAUCGACAGUCAAGGGAAAAGCUGCGCGUCCCUCCUGCGCGUGGAGCCCUUUGUCUGCGCCCAGUGCCGCACCGACUUCACCCCCCACUGGAAGCAGGAGAAAAACGGGAAGAUCCUGUGCGAGCAGUGCAUGACUUCCAAUCAGAAGAAGGCGCUGAAGGCAGAGCACACCAACCGGCUGAAGAACGCCUUUGUGAAAGCUUUGCAGCAGGAGCAGGAGAUCGAGCAGAGGCUACAGCAGCAGGCGGCCUUGUCCCCCACCACGGCCCCGGCCGUCUCCAGCGUCAGCAAACAGGAGAACAUCAUGCGGCACCACACGCUCCGGCAGGCUCCGCAGCCCCAGAGCACUUUGCAGCGUGGCAUCCCCACCUCUGCCCGCUCCAUGCUUUCCAACUUUGCGCAGGCACCCCAGCUCUCGGUGGCGGGCGGUCUCCUCGGCAUGCCAGGUGUUAACAUCGCUUACCUGAACGCUGGCAUUGGAGGCCACAAAGCGUCGAGUUUGGCGGACCGGCAGCGGGAAUACCUUUUGGAUAUGAUCCCACCCCGCUCUAUAUCGCAGUCCAUCAGCGGACAGAAAUAACGCCUAUUGACCGUCCCCCCACCCACUCCAUCCUCCGCCCCCCGUUUCCUCCCCACUUCCGUCGCAUGCAGUGCCUGUACUGGUGCCUACCGUACACGGGGGAAAAAAAAAAAAGACAAAAAAAAAAAAAGAAACAAAAAACAAACAAAUGAGAAAAAAAAAAAAAAUCCAACAAAAAAACCGCAUUUCAAACCUUCAGCGACCUGUCCUUUUUCCAAACCUUCAACUUCUUGGGUUUUCUAGAGCAGUGAGAGGUCACUUCCUUUGCCCGAGGUCAGAACAAUGUCUGCUUGAAAUCCGCACUCUCCAGGUGUUAAAGCUUGUUUUAUGCUCUUUUUUUGUAAUGACAAAGCAUAGAAUUUUUAAUUGUGUUGUGGGUUUUUUGGUUUUUGGGCUUGUUUUAUUUUGGUGGGGUUUUUUUCCCUUUUUUCGUUAUUUUUUAUUUUUUUUUUUUCCCCUCCUUUGCUCAAUGGAUGGUUCAACCUUUUUUUCCUUUCCAGAGACUUUGUUAAGGGCACCCGCUCGACGUUAAGUGACCCUGAGAUUUUUUUUUAAAGGGCAGCCUAUGCCAACCCACGGGGAAAACGGGGGCAAAAGAGACGCACGUGAUGGGCCGGAGCCCGCGCCGCUGCCGGUGGUGGGCUGCCACGCUUCCCGCCGCUCGGCAGAAGAAAUCAGGAGACGCCGAUGCCAACGCCGUUGCUCCCGUCUCGCCCGGUUUGGUGAGGAGCCGGUCACCCGGCACCCAUGGGGGCGACGGAUGGUGCUGGCAACCCCCCCCUUGCCGGACCCGAGGAGCCCGACGGGUGUCGAUGCCGCCCGGUGAGCCCCCGGCGUGGCGCGUGCCGGCGGGCGGCGGCGCUUCCAACAACCGGUGGCCUGGGGCGCGGUGAGUCCCCGUCCUCUCCCUUCCGUGCUCUUGCAUGCUCCGGAGCCGCUCUUGGGCGUCAGCACCUGUCACCGGCUCUCACGCAUGAUGGGGACGGCACCGCGGUCCCUUUCAGACGAUGGGGACGGCACCGCGGUCCCUUUCGGACGAUGGGGACGGCACUGCGGUCCCUUAUGGACAAUGGGGAUGGCACCAUGGUCCCCAUGCAGACGAUGGGGAUGGCACCGGGGUCUCUUUCGGAUGAUGGGGAUGGCACCGGGGUCCCUUUCGGGCGAUGGGGACGGCACCACGGUCCCGCGUGGCACCUGGGCUCCGGCCGGCGGCGAACGAACCCAAAGCAAGAAAUAAGCCGCGAAAAAAGUCAUCUGAGAAACGCUCUAUUUGCACUUAACCUGCACACUAACGGGCCCUCCCCUCCUCUUCCUCCCCCUCCUCCUCCUCCUCCAACGCUCCCAGCCAGCCGAAAUUGCGCCCCGGCUGCCAGAGGGACCCCGGCAGAGCCGUCCCCGUGUGUGUGUGUCCCCCCCCCAUGACCCCCUUGGCGCCCAAACUUGCCCAAAGCCAAACAUCUGGGGUUUCCUGAGAGUUUUCUGGUGGGUUUUUUUUUUAAUAUUCAUUUCCUUUUUUUUUUUUAAUUUUAAUUUUUUUCCCUGCUAUUCCAAUUUUC